This is a messenger RNA of Salmo salar (Atlantic salmon), 1344 nucleotides long. The record is from RefSeq and is a predicted model, not a curated record. Lineage: Eukaryota; Metazoa; Chordata; Actinopteri; Salmoniformes; Salmonidae.
AACCGUAACAACAACCCCAACAACGCUAACAACAACCCCAACAACAACCCCAACAACCCUAACAACAACAACAACCCUAACAACAACAACAACCCUAACAACAACAACAACCCUAACAACAACAACAACCCUAACAACAACAACCCUAACAACAACAACAACCCCAACAACAACCCCAACAACCCUAACAACAACAACAACCCUAACAACAACAACAACCCUAACAACAACAACAACCCUAACAACAACAACAACCCUAACAACAACAACAACCCUAACAACAACCCCAACACCAAUAACAACCCCAAUAACAACAACCCCAACAACGCUAACAACAACAACCCCAACACCAAUAACAACCCCAAUAACAACAACCCCAACAACGCUAACAACAACAACAACCCUAACAACAACCCCAACAACCCUAACAACAACAACCCUAACAACAAACCCAACAACACCAACAACAACAACAACCCUAACAACAACAACAACCCUAACAACAACCCCAACACCAAUAACAACCCCAAUAACAACAACCCCAACAACGCUAACAACAACCCCAACAACCCUAACAACAACAACAACCCUAACAACAACAACCCCAACAACGCUAACAACAACCCCAACAACCCUAACAACAACCCCAACAACGCUAACAACAACCCCAACAACCCUAACAACAACAACAACCCUAACAACAACAACAACCCUAACAACAACAACAACCCUAACAACAACCCCAACAACGCUAACAACAACCCCAGCAACCCUAACAACAACAACAACCCUAACAACAACAACCCUAACAACAACCCCAACAACGCUAACAACAACCCCAACAACCCUAACAACAACAACAACCCUAACAACAACCCUAACAACAACAACAACCCUAACAACAACAACAACCCUAACAACAACCCCAACACCAAUAACAACCCCAAUAACAACAACCCCAAUAACAACAACGCCAACCCUAACAACAAACCCAACAACAACCCCAAUAACAACCCCAAUAACAACCCCAACAACAAUCCCAAUAACAAACCUAACAACCCCAAUAACAAACCUAACAACCCCAAUAACAAACCUAACAACCCCAAUAACAAACCUAACAACCCCAAUAACAAACCUAACAACCCCAAUAACAACAACCCCAAUAACAAACCUAACAACCCCAAUAACAAACCUAACAACCCCAAUAACAACAACCCCAAUAACAACACCAAUAACAAACCUAACAACGCCAACAACAACCCCAAUAACAACCCCAAUAACAAACCUAACAACAACCCCAAUAACAACAACCCCAAUAACAACAACGCCAACAACAACCAAUAA